Molecule: messenger RNA, 1122 nt
Organism: Elgaria multicarinata webbii
Lineage: Eukaryota; Metazoa; Chordata; Lepidosauria; Squamata; Anguidae
Product: endosome-associated-trafficking regulator 1-like
Exons: 1
Coding region: 1-1122 (373 amino acids)
Biological process (GO): positive regulation of protein localization to cilium; positive regulation of cilium assembly; regulation of cytokinesis
Cellular component (GO): centrosome; ciliary basal body; recycling endosome
Source: RefSeq, a predicted model, not a curated record
AUGCCACGGCCUGUUCUCGCAGGCUGCUCACAUUCCCGAGGCCUGAAAGAGGAGGAAGUGGAGGUACAGCCCUGUUACCACCAUCACAUGCCACCUCCUCCUGAUCACAUCAAGAGUCACGUCAGCUCUGGAGACAAUCAGCUGAAAAAUUCAAGUGACCUGCCUACAUUUUCCUUGAAAGGCUCGGCUAAAAACAAGAACCGUGGGGGGGCAAGACAACACGACGGGAAAAAUAGAAAUUACAGGAAGAAAAUGUCCCGGCAGAACCUUGAACUGGAAGAGGUGACUCUUCCGGCCGAACCGCUGGGCUUGAGUUUGGAGUUUCAAGAGCCAUUAUACAAGGCGGCGACCCUUGCUGACAAUUUGUCAGACGAGGACGAGGACUGGAGAGAGACAUAUGACAAGGCACAUCUGUCAAGGAUCGCCAACAUGGCCCAGUGCGACCCAUACAAUUACAACACAACCAGGCUUUUGGGGAUGGAGGCUUUCUCUUCCUGGCCAUUCAGUGAUAACGACACGUGUAUCGGUUGCCCAUCUCAUACCAAGGCCGGUGAAAGCUACGCUGCCCACGAAGAACCUAUCGGAGAAGCAGAGUAUAUGUCUCCGCAGCUGAGCUACCAAGAGCUGAGGGAGGAAAAUUCCAUGCUGAGGAGAAAGAUCAAACGGAUCCAGAACUUCUCAGAAAGCCAAUCCCAGAUGGUGAGAAACCUCGAAAGGACUCUGCAAGCCACGGUGAAUAAAGAAGAGAAAGAAGCACAGGAUCUGGAAGUGCUGGUGCAGCAGGCUGAACAAAAUCUCCAGUGCAUGACUCAAAGGGCCUUGAAGGCGGAGAGGGAGGUUGAGCAGAUGAAACAGGAGAUGUCCUUCCUCAAGGCCGAGCUGACCUGCUACAAAGUGGAGAACGACACUUUGCGCUCCGGCCAGUCUUCCAACAUGGGGGCCGUGAAACAGCACGUCAACGUGGCGUUGCAGAACCUCCUCCGGGUCACCAACCACGCCCACGCAACCAUCCACCAGCUGGUCUUUGGAGCCGAAACGCUGUCGCUCGUGGCUGACCUCCUUAAAUCUGUAGGCAGAAUGUCUGAAGUGGAGAUGGAAGAGGAAGUGCAGGAACAAACUUAG